UUUUUGCCCUCGCCGGGCUAAGCCGCACACUCAUAGAGCGUCUCUGUUCUGGCAGUUCAAGUUUGUACGCGCGGCUGGUCAGCGUUUUAUAUUAUAAUAGCAUGUGGGCUGGUCGCUACUCGUAGUUAUGACUUUUAUUUUGGCGCGUGGAAAAUAAGCAUUGGUAAUUAAAUUAAAUGAUACAAUCGUGAAGAAUCACUGAAGUGUCCAAAGUUCAAUGAAGUGAAAUUCCGAAAAAAAAAUUAUCAUUCCUCCACUGCUGUGGUUGCUAUCAACAAUACAUACAAAUACAUUUGUGUGACUUUAAAUAAAUAAUUAGUACAAACAACCGUAGAAAUAUUCUAACAUUACAAGUUCACAACUGCCGCCUACCAAGGAUAAAGGCGGACGAUAGCCAACAACCAACCAACCUACAUUUAAAACAAAAACUUGGCGCUGGGGACAGCAGUCAAUCAACCAUGUUUGGCAUUAAAUAUUUAACCGAAGCCCAUUUGAAGGGUUUCGAUCGAUACAAGUACAACAGCAUCGACACUGGCUUCAUCAGCGUCUACAUAAUGCAUCCAUUCUGGAAUUGGUGUGUACAGUUCCUCCCGAAAUGGUUAGCACCGAAUCUCAUCACAUUCACCGGCUUCCUGUUGACCGUGGUCAAUUUCAUUUUAAUUGCAUAUUACGAUUGGGACUUUCAGGGAGCGAACCAUGCAGAGCACCCGGUGCCGAGUUGGGUUUGGUCAGUGGCGGCUAUUAAUAUUUUACUUUACUACAAUUUGGAUGGCAUGGACGGCAAGCAGGCACGUCGCACUGGCACCAGCGGUCCACUGGGUGAGCUCUUCGACCAUGGACUGGAUUCCUACUCGGCCGCGCUCAUACCGAUUUACAUGUUCUCGCUGUUCGGCACCAACGAUUUGCCGCCGAUUCAUAUGUUUUUCGUUAUUUGGAAUGUUUUUCUUAAUUUUUAUUUGACACACGUCGAAAAGUACAACACCGGUGUGAUGUUCUUGCCGUGGGGCUAUGAUUGCACGAUGUGGGGCGUCAGCAUAAUACUCUUCCUCACCACACUCGCCGGUCCGGAUAUUUGGCAUGCGCGUCCUUUUUUCAAUAUCAGCAUGGCGACAUUAUUUGAGGUUACCCUGAUUGGUUCGGCUAUGAUGAGCAGCCAUCCGAUUAUCAUUAAAAAUAUAUAUUUAUCAUAUAAAAAUAAAACUGGUAAAAUGCGUCCCUUUAUGGAGGCAGCACGUCCACUCUUCCCCUUUUUGUGGCUUUUUGCAAUCACAACAUUUUGGUGUUUCUACUCGCGUAAUAGCAUCGUUGAUUUGACGCCGCGAACGCUCUUCAUACUGCUCGGAACGUUAUUUUCCAAUAUAGCGUGUCGUCUGAUUGUGGCGCAAAUGUCCGAUGUACGUUGUGAUGGCUUUAAUCUGCUCAUUUGGCCGCUGCUGGCCACAGUUGCGGUCUGCUGCUUCCCCUGGUAUAAAGAGGUGUUUGGCAGCGAAAUUAGCCCCGAAAUGGAAUGUUGGAUUGUGCAGGCGUUGACGAUAUUUGUGACUGUAGCGCAUUUGCAUUACGGACAAGGCGUGGUUUGCGAGAUGUGCGAUCACUUCCGUAUACGUUGCUUCAAAGUAAGAGAAACUACUACUAAACAAGAAACGCUUAUAAAUAAUUUGCCAGAACAUAUAUCUACGGUAGGCAACUCACAUAAUUCUGCAUCAUUAACCGAAUCAUUACUGAGUAAACGUUUGACUAACAAUGAAAAUGGGUCAAUUUUAAAAAAUAAAUUGUCGUAAUUUGAAGAAAUAUAAUAUAAAAAAAAAACAAUAUUUUGUUAACAUAACAAAUGAAUUAACUGUGCGAAUUUAAGCCCAAAGAUAGGCGUUGUAAUUUAGAGCUUAAUAAUAUAAACACAAUCGCCGUUAUUGCGUUGUGGAGUAUUUCGAAACUGAUUUAUUUCAUAUAACAUACAAUUCUUAACAUUUUCUACGAAAUAUGCGACUAAAUGCAUGUUAUGCAAAUAUUUUAACACAAUAUAGGUGAAUUUGAACUGAAAUUCUAAAAAACAUAGUCUACAUUUUAGGGCCGAGGAAAAUAAAAUUAGAUUUGAAAAGAAUUUUUUUCAGAAUGAUUUUGUGCUAUAUUAUUAUUGUCGGUUUCAAUGUAUUUUACAAUGAUUCUAUAUAUAUAUAUUUAUAUAUCUAUUACAUAAUGGUUAAUAUGUUCUCAACUUUUAUAUAAAAGAUUUUGCAAAACUGAAAUGCGAGUAAUUUAAAUUAUUUCUUACAAAUGUAAAUCAUUAAAACAAAAUUAUUUAAUUUUAUAAUUCAUAUGAAUAAUAUAUUGAGCAAGUAAUUAAUACCUUUGUGGCUGUAUUAAAAAUUAAAACAAAAACAACGAUUUCAAACACACAAAAAAAAUUAAAUGAAAAUAAAAAAAAUUAAAAACUAGUAAUAAUCUAAGCUAUAAUAAGCGUAUAUAAGUUAAUUAUAAUUUAAAAAAAAUUGUAAUUAUAAUGUAAGUAAAUUUGUAAUAAAUACAUGCAAAUAAUUCAAAGCAUACAUUUAGGCACAAAAACAACGAAAUUAUUUGGGCGUUAAACUAUUUGUGAUUUUCAGGAAUUUAUAUUAUUUCCUAGUCAUUAUUACUACACCCGCUUACACACAUAUUUAUAUUUAUAUAUACAUACAUACAUAUAUGGG
Molecule: messenger RNA, 2687 nt
Organism: Ceratitis capitata (Mediterranean fruit fly)
Lineage: Eukaryota; Metazoa; Arthropoda; Insecta; Diptera; Tephritidae
Product: ethanolaminephosphotransferase 1
Exons: 9
Coding region: 459-1781 (440 amino acids)
Biological process (GO): phosphatidylethanolamine biosynthetic process
Cellular component (GO): endoplasmic reticulum membrane; Golgi apparatus
Molecular function (GO): ethanolaminephosphotransferase activity
Source: RefSeq, a predicted model, not a curated record